Trichoderma citrinoviride is the source of this 1209-nucleotide messenger RNA. RefSeq lists its product as hypothetical. Lineage: Eukaryota; Fungi; Ascomycota; Sordariomycetes; Hypocreales; Hypocreaceae. Bases 1 to 1209 code for a protein of 402 amino acids. The transcript has a single exon. The record is from RefSeq and is a predicted model, not a curated record.
AUGGAGGCAAUUCGGGAGGAGCAGCUGAGGCAGAUUCACGCUGAAGCUCGCGCACAAGCUGAGCCGGCUGGGCGGACAGCCUACCACGAUCAUCUUUAUAAUGGCCCGGCUGGGAUGGAAUUCGAGUGCACCGACCCUGGCAUUCGGAGACGUGCUGCAUGUCACCACGACAUGUCCCCCCAGAUGGCGGCGCAGAAUCAGUCACGCUUCAUGGGAUAUCACCUGCCACUCUCGCAAAACCAGCAGCAAAACUACCUGACAACCUACACUGAGGAAGUCUAUCACACUACACAACCUCAACGCAUGAGCCAGAGCCACUACGCUCAGCAGGUCUAUCAGGCUCAGCCACUCCAGCACUCUAACCCUGCUCAACGGUAUGGGCAAUACGAUCAAGCCCAGCAACUGGGUCAACAGUUCCAACCCGGUCUCCCAACGAGCCAGCAACAGCGACCUGCCAGCUGGCAUUCAUCGACGAAUAUGCCAACACCCCCGGUGGAUUUCGCGUAUGUACCUCAAUGGCCACCCUUGGCGACGCAAUAUGGCCAGCAGGGGAGCUAUCAGCAGGACUAUCAACAGAGCUACCAGCCUACCUAUACUCCGCGCUCUCCACAGUUUCCUAAUUAUUCGGUCCCGGCCGCAUCAUCACCGGAAUUCUCUCCACCAUCUCCCAUUAUGAGAAAUGUAUCGACGAACCAGUCACCGUUGGCAAUGCAGCAACGCAAUCAGCAGAGCUAUCUGGCCGGCUACACUCCCCGAUCUCCGCAGCUCCCUUGGUGGUUGGUCCAGGGCGCACCUUCACCAGAAUUCUCUCCGCCGUCGCCCAUGAUGAGAGCUGGAUCGAUGGACUGGUCGCCUUUGGCAAUGAGCCAGCGCAGCGCUUCCAUUGAAAGCGAUCCGCCUACACCUUCUGGCUUCUCCACGCAACCGUCACAGCCAGCUGCUCCUGAGCCGGCCAUCCAAGUGGUGGACGAGCCAGAAGAAGAGGGGGAAGUCUUGAUCGGGCUGGGUCUCUACGACACUCCCGGGAAAUAUGCCGAGGACUCAUCCUUUUCAUUUCUGGGAAUGCCAGCGCUUCCUCGAGAGCGCACUAGCCAGAGCUUGAAACUGGCGGAGGGAUGGACACCUCCUGACCUUUCUGAGAACGAGGAAGGCGAGGAAGAGGAGGCGGAGGAGGAAGAAGAAGAGGACGAAGCCGAGGACGAUGAGUAA